Molecule: messenger RNA, 2164 nt
Organism: Platichthys flesus (European flounder)
Lineage: Eukaryota; Metazoa; Chordata; Actinopteri; Pleuronectiformes; Pleuronectidae
Gene: cyb561
Product: transmembrane ascorbate-dependent reductase CYB561
Exons: 6
Coding region: 78-836 (252 amino acids)
Cellular component (GO): lysosomal membrane
Molecular function (GO): oxidoreductase activity
Source: RefSeq, a predicted model, not a curated record
ACCCACAUCCAGUCAGAGGGAGGAGGCGGAUCAAGACUCCAGGACUUCCUCAGUGGAGCGUAGCACUCAGCGCAAUCAUGGAUGAUUCUGCUCCAUUUCCUGGUCACUCUAUGUUUGGGUGGCUGGUGGGAGCAUCACAGGUUCUGGGUCUGGCAUCUGUGGUGCUGACCGGUGUGUGGAUGGGUCAUUACCAUGGCGGCUUUGCUUGGGAUGGCUCAGCCCAGGAGUUCAACCUGCACCCUCUUUGCAUGGUGCUGGGUAUGGUCUUCCUGCAAGGCGACGCCAUUCUGGUUUACAGAGUAUUUCGCAAUGAGUCGAAGAGAAAUGUAAAGGUUCUUCAUGGCAUCAUUCACCUGCUUGCUCUUAUCAUCAGCAUCAUAGGUUUUGCAGCUGUGUUUGAUUUCCACAAAGCAGCAAAGAUCCCAGACAUGUACUCUCUUCACAGCUGGUGUGGCAUGGCCACCAUAGUCCUGUUCUGCUUGCAGUGGGUGAUGGGUUUGCUGUUCUUCCUUUUUCCGGUUGCGUCGUUAUGGUUACGUGCCGCAUACCUACCAAUCCACAUGUUCUGUGGUCUGGUUCUGGUAGUUAUGGCCAUAGGGACCAGUAUGCUUGGCAUCACAGAGAAACUCCUCUUCAGCAUCAUGCCAACUUACCCUCUGUUUUCCCCAGAGGGGAUGCUGGCCAACAGUUUGGGGAUCCUGCUGCUGUGUUUUGGGGUGCUGCUCUGUUACCUGGUUUCCAAGGAAGAGUUCAGACGCCCACCUAACCCAGAAGAAGAGUCCCUAUCUGUGCACUUCAAGACCCUGACAGAGGGGGGGUCACCCAACACACCCUGAUCUCUGGGUUUAACAUUCGACGCCUCCAGCGCAUAGUUUAUGUGAAGUCAAUAAAAAUAUGGACAGGAAGCUUUAACAAGGAUCUCUUCUGAUCUUGCGUAUUACUUAACGAUCCAUCAACUUUCAUCCAAAAAGUACCUGUUUCUUUAAUUAGGAUGAGUAUAGUAAAAACCUAUAGUACAUGUAGCAGGCAGUCCAAUCACGGUUCUUGUUGUCUUCACUUGGCAUCUCCAUAGCUGCUGUCAUCUCAACAUGUGGACGCAAGGGGCAACGUCCCUUUGUACCUGCAGUGGUUAACUGCCUAAGGCAAAAGUAAUCGAACUCCUACAAUAUCAAUGGCUUCCCACACAGUUCUAUGCUGUUGUAAAGCUGAGGCUCAAACCCAGCCCACGCUAUUUUUGUUAACUAUUGUCUUGACUGAAUGUGCCUGUUACUGCCAAAUGACUUGUUUGCCAGGUGAAAGCAAGCAGUGGCUACACUCUGUCUAUUUAUCUCCCCCUACAGGCACCAAGAGAGAACAUUUCUCAGUAAAUUAUGCUUGAAACCAUAUCGCUCUAACCUGAAUAGAGAACAAAGAAAGGGUUAGAACAUAAACCGAAGCUGAUAUACCAUCUGGAGCUAGCAGAACUCUCUGCUACAUAAGUCUACCACUACUCCAAUAGUCCUGCAUCCUGACCAGAAUCAAGAGAUUCCUGAUCCUUAGUUUACUGAACUCUGCUUUGGCUUGUCCCCUUCAGUUUAGUGUUGAUGCAAAUUCUAAAAAGUGUAGCUGUUUAUGGCUUUUUGACUUGAUUUCAGGAAUCAGCCCUUGUGCCUAGAGCAAUGCUUUUAUAGAGCGUUGGCCAGUCUCCAAUAGUGAAUGCUGUUUUUAUCUAAGUCUUAAUAUUGUAAUUUUUUAAUAGGAAAUUACACAAGGAAUGUCUAUUUGUUUCAUCAAUAUUGUAUUAAACAGUAAAUUGAAUAUGUGCCUUCAGAAGUGUGCAAUUGUUGAGAAUCACUGUAUUUGGCCGCAGACGAUAACACUACUCAAAUACGACUAGAAUCGGUUCUACACAUCCUAUGAAGUAUUUCCAUUUUUCAUUCUAUACAGCUACAUCCCAAUGGGUAUUACUUUACUCCUACUUUAUGUUUAUGAAAGCUUUACUUGUGGCUUCACAGCAUUUUUAGCAUUUUCUGCCAGCCUCCUACAGUAAAAUGUCCAGGGCAGCUGACUCUGGCCUUCAGAGCAUGUCUCCUGGGAUAUACUCUCAUAUACACUCAAUGAUUACCUGUAGACUUGUCAUAUUGUCGUUGUAAAAUCUCUAAAUAAAGUGUAUGUGUUCGUGAAA